UGAUCCCUAGGUUGUCAUUUAAUGUCGUGGAUUUGUCGAGUGCUCGUGAACUUUAAAUAAACUCGUGAAAUAAAUUAAUAUACUCAAACAGCAAGCAACACUAGGCAUUUAAUUUAUACAAACACAAAGUUGAGAGGUUAAUAAAAAAUCACAAAGAACAAAUGUCGAAACAUCACAAUGGCCAAGGCUCGUCAACUCAGACCUACAAACUUGUUGUUGUAGGUGGCGGAGGGGUGGGAAAGUCGGCGAUUACAAUCCAAUUUAUUCAGAGCUAUUUUGUGACUGACUAUGAUCCCACCAUUGAAGAUUCCUAUACCAAACAAUGUGUCAUCGACGAUGUGGCAGCCAAGCUGGACAGUGAGUAUACCCUAAAAUUAGAUAUGAAAAACAAAAUGUUAAUUAUUAAAUUUUUUUAUGCAAAAGUACUGGAUACUGCCGGCCAAGAAGAAUUCAGUGCAAUGCGUGAACAGUACAUGCGUUCGGGUGAAGGUUUCCUAUUGGUCUUCUCAUUGAACGAUCAUUCCAGUUUCGAUGAAAUACCCAAAUUCCAAAAGCAGAUACUACGCGUCAAGGAUCGCGAUGAGUUUCCUAUGCUGAUGGUGGGCAAUAAAUGCGAUUUGGAACAUCAACGACAAGUGUCAUUGGAAGAAGCACAGAACAUCAGUCGCAAUUUAAUGAUACCCUACAUUGAAUGCAGUGCCAAAUUAAGAAUCAAUGUGGAUCAAGCCUUUCACGAGCUGGUGAGAUUAGUAAGAAAAUUCCAAAUAGCCGAAAGACCGUUAAUCGAGGAGAGCUAUAGAAAUCGUAAGAAAAGCAGGUGUUGUGUCUUAUAAGGGGGAUUGUUGUUGUUGUUGUUGCAGAGACCACACCAAAAUUGCUGGGAAUUGCAGCAGAUCCCUUAAAGAACCAGGAGACAAAAAGAAAAAAAUGAAACCGAAAAACACCAAACAAAAUUUAUUUUCAAAAGCUGCCAGUGUUUAGAGUGAAUCAUUAUAAUUGAUUGGAUAUUUUAACAAAAAAAAAAGAAAAAAAAAGAAAUUAAAUGAAAAAAAAACCAAAACCCCCAAAUUAAAUCGAAUCCAUCAAUGUAGGAAACUUGAUAACCAACGAUUUUUUUGUAUUUAAAUUUAAAUUCAAAAUAAAAAAGUCUAUGUUAAACUAAACUAAAAAACCCACAAACAAACAAUAAGAGAGCUAAAUAUUUAUAUAUAUAGAAAGAUGUAUACAUACACAUAAAAAACAAAACUAUUGAGUAGCAAUUGACAUUUAACUUUUAACAAAAAUUAAAAAAAAAAGAAAAUUCAAACAAAAUCAAGUGACUGUUACAUUUUCGAAUUUCAAAGAACUUCAUCACACACAAACCCACACAGAAAAGCCGAAAGGCCGAAAAACUGAAAUAUUUAUUAU
Messenger RNA from Stomoxys calcitrans (stable fly), 1407 nucleotides. RefSeq names its product ras-like protein 2 (gene Ras64B). The transcript has 2 exons. Gene Ontology annotation, molecular function: GTP binding; GDP binding; GTPase activity. Bases 162 to 833 code for a protein of 223 amino acids. Gene Ontology annotation, cellular component: plasma membrane. The record is from RefSeq and is a predicted model, not a curated record. Lineage: Eukaryota; Metazoa; Arthropoda; Insecta; Diptera; Muscidae. Gene Ontology annotation, biological process: signal transduction.